Messenger RNA from Cotesia congregata, 1920 nucleotides. Lineage: Eukaryota; Metazoa; Arthropoda; Insecta; Hymenoptera; Braconidae. The record is from the annotation of a GenBank genome assembly.
AUGACGGAAUAUUGGUUAAUAUCAGCCCCAGGGGAUAAAACCUGCCAGCAGACCUGGGAGACAGUGAACAACCUAACAUCAAAGCAGCACUCUCUGUCUGCAAACUACAAAUUCCACAUCCCAGACCUAAAAGUCGGGACUCUGGAUCAGCUAGUAGGGUUGUCAGACGACCUAGGCAAGUUAGACACCUUCGUCGAGCAGGUAACGCGCAAAGUCGCCGUCUACUUAGGCGAAGUCCUCGAGGACCAACGUGACAAGCUCCACGAAAAUCUAAUGGCCAACAACAGUCAGACAUCAAUGGACGAAGAAAGCCCAAGCCCCGAAGUACCUACGAUCGGGACGCCGCCAAACACACCCGUGACGCCAAUGUCGAAGGUGCGUGACCACCAGAACCACAACCACCACCAUCACCAUCACCACCACCACCAUAACCAUCACACUGACUCGCCGAAGCUCUGGAAGGAGACGGACUCGGGGCCAGCCAGCCUAGGUCAGCAUCACCAGCACUUCCACUUCUCCCCCACCACUACUACCACUUCCAGCUCCUUUUUCUGCUCCUCUCAUGAUAAGAAAAAAUCCGUUAGUACCAGUAGCAGCGACAAUACCAAUAAAUCAACUUCAAACGAGUCUUCAUCUAUUUAUUCAUGCUACCAAGUCCAUUGGUGUGCUAAUUCCGCUUCAUCAUCGCCCUCACCCCCACUCUUACCAUCCACCGCGUCUCCGCUGUCUCCAACCUGGUCAGUCUCGUCUGUCAGCGACCAUGAGGAUGCCUUUGUGUCUAGCAAAAAAAUUACCGAUGGGAAAAUUACCGGCGGAAAAGUUACCGACCGUCGGUCCAAGAAAUCCUUCAGGAGGAAGUCUUCUAAGAGGAAGAGUGCCAAAGCUGAGGACAAUCACUGUGCUAAGGAAGAUCAACACCUGGACGAUGAGGUUCAGGAAAAUACUGCCGAUAAAGAAGAGUGUGAUGUUGAUAAAGAAGAGCUGGAUGAUGAUGAUGAUGUUGAUGAUGAUGAUGAUGAUUUUGGGGGCAUUCUUUAUCCAGGUGAUUUGCCGACUUACAUAACACGUUUCCAGUGGGACAUGGCCAAGUAUCCGAUAAAACAGUCUCUGAGAAAUAUUGCUGACAUUAUUGGCAAACAAGUUGGUCAGAUAGACGCUGAUUUGAAAACUAAGUCCACUACUUACAAUAAUUUGAAGGGAAGUCUUCAGAAUCUUGAGAAGAAACAAACAGGAAGUUUGUUAACUCGCAACCUGGCAGAUCUGGUGAAAAAGGAGCACUUUAUUCUGGACAGCGAGUACCUGUCAACUCUGCUGGUGAUCGUGCCAAAGUCGAGCUUCCACGAGUGGCACGCCAUCUACGAGAAGCUGACGGACAUGAUUGUGCCCCGCAGCACGCAAUUGAUCACCCAGGACGCGGAGUACGGAUUAUUUACCGUAACUCUCUUCAAGAAGGUCAUCGAGGAGUUCAAGCUUCACGCGCGUGAAAAGAAGUUCAUUGUUCGUGACUUCACUUACAAUGAAGAGGAAUUGGCUGCUGGUAAAAACGAAAUUACCAAGCUUGUUACCGAUAAGAAGAAACAGUUUGGUCCUCUUGUUCGUUGGCUCAAGGUCAACUUUAGCGAGUGCUUUUGCGCUUGGAUUCAUGUUAAAGCAUUGCGUGUUUUUGUUGAAUCUGUUUUAAGAUACGGGCUACCAGUAAAUUUCCAAGCAAUUUUAUUACACCCUAAUAAAAAAACUACAAAACGACUGCGCGACGUUUUAAAUCAACUUUACGCUCAUUUGGAUUCUUCAGCAGCUUCUGGUGGACAUUCUGCUAAUCAAGAUAGUGUAGAUAUUCCUGGACUAGGUUUUGGCCAGAAUGAGUACUACCCUUACGUCUAUUAUAAAAUAAAUAUCGACAUGGUAGAUAGUAAGGUUUAA